AUGGCUAAUUAUGCUCCCAUUUGUGUCACUAAAUAUUUCACUGCUCUAACAAUAAUAACAAUACUAUCAAUUACUGAAACGAAUGCACAGUUACUCAAUUUCAAUGUAUUAUCGUUCAAUAAUAAUAGGGCAGGCGAUAAUUCGUUGAACAAUAAUGGCAACGCAGGGGCAGGAGGAAAUAGAUUUGAUCAAGUAGCAUCUCAAACUCAACGGAAUCCUUUUACUUCAUGGCCUUCUGCAGUCGGUGCUGGUUUGGGUUUACUUACAGGCUUGUUGGGUGGAAGCUUCACAUAUACUUAUAAUCCAUACUACAGUGGAUACGCAAGUUUAUAUAGACCGACGUAUUAUUACUAUAGUCGCUAUCCUUACUUUUAUUAUUAUCGUGGUUAA
Acanthocheilonema viteae is the source of this 390-nucleotide messenger RNA. The record is from the annotation of a GenBank genome assembly. NCBI's taxonomy places the organism in Eukaryota, Metazoa, Nematoda, Chromadorea, Rhabditida, Onchocercidae.